CUUAAAUAGAUUUCUUUUCUACUUAAUGACGACGCCGGGUUUUUUUUUAUUGUUUGAUUUAUCUUCUUCUGAUACCCCUAAAAAGCAAUAUACAACAAGCUAUAGAGAAGAGAGAGGAAGAAGAGAGAAUCGUAGAGAACAGAAAAAAACCGGCGUCGUCAUUAAGUAGAAAAGAAAUCUAUUUAAGUGCAUAUACACAUCAACAUAGACGAAAACAGGUUAUUACUACAAACAAAAGAAAAAAAAAUUUAUUCCAACUGCCUUCUUUUUUUUCCGGAGAUAUUAUCAAUUUUUUUAUAUACACAUCAAAAUGUCAAAACAACCGUCAUCAUCAUCAUCAUCUUCAAUCAAAAAAACGAACUAACAACGAUUUAUAAAUCGAAAAUAAACUAUACUAAUGGAAGCAUUUGAGCGUAAGUGAUUGAACUGUCACGUAAUUAUUCAACAUGCUGAGUUUUUGAUAGAAUAAUUGACGUAUUAGUGAUAUCAUUAAAUAAGUGUCCCUCAUAUCGAGUAAAUAAUAGAUAAGAAUGAAAGUUCCAUAUGGAUUGUAUUGAAAAAUAAUGAUAAUGAUAUCUGUUGACAAACUAUAGGUUUGACUUUGUAGCAAAAAUAAAGAGCAUCUGUUGUUUAUCUAUUGGAUACCGUAGAGAAUAAGAAUAAUGAGAUACAUGUCGAAACAAGUUUCUUACUUCUUGAUCUUUAUUUCUAUGUCGUAUGUCAUUAUAAAAUUACUUAGAUGAAAAUUUGACAAAUCUGAAAAUGAUAUUAAUAUUUAUCUAUAAUAGAUAAUGAUGAUUAUCCAGCAUUAUUACCAAAACAAAUUCGAAAAGUACCAAAAAGUAUAGAAGAAAUUGUACGAAUUACGAAAUUUAAUAAAACUGAAAUACGAUUACUUUAUAAAGGUUUUAAACAGGAAUGUCCUAGUGGUGCAGUUACAGAACCAGAAUUUCAAGCAAUUUAUUCACAUUUUUUUCCGCAUGGAAAUUGUCAAAAUUAUACAAGCUUUUUAUUUCGUGUUUUGGAUAGACGGAAGCGGAUGUAUUUUACAUUUGAAGAUUAUAUUCAAACAUUAUCAAUUUUAGUUCGUGGUAGUAUUAAAGAAAAACUUCAUUGGAUCUUUCGUCUCUAUGAUAUUUAUGAUGAUGGUAAAUUAACAAAACAAACAUUUGAAACAAUUCUUCGCUCAAUAUAUGAUCUACUUGGAUCAAAUAUAUUUAUUCAUCAACCAAUUACUGAUGAAACAGUUGAAAAACAUACAAAUCUUCUUUUUGAAAAACUUGAUGUUGAUCAUUCAGGAACAAUUAAUUUAGAUGAUUUUGAAAGUUAUUGUUUACAUAAUCAACAGCUAAUAGAUGAAAUCGAUUUUCUGACAUCGACUGCUGUUUAA
Adineta steineri is the source of this 1390-nucleotide messenger RNA. The record is from the annotation of a GenBank genome assembly. Lineage: Eukaryota; Metazoa; Rotifera; Eurotatoria; Adinetida; Adinetidae.